AUGGCUCGUCGCCCGUAUGAUUUGCUGUUCAAGCUGUUGCUCAUCGGUGAUUCGGGUGUCGGCAAGACGUGUAUACUUUACCGAUUCAGCGAUGACGCUUUCAACACCACGUUCAUUUCAACGAUUGGCAUUGAUUUCAAAAUCAAGACAAUCGAAUUGAGGGGAAAGAAAAUCAAACUGCAGAUAUGGGAUACUGCCGGUCAAGAACGUUUUCAUACAAUCACAACGUCAUACUAUAGAGGAGCAAUGGGAAUAAUGUUGGUGUACGAUAUAACAAAUGCGAAAAGUUUCGAUAAUAUAGCAAAAUGGUUGCGAAAUAUCGACGAGCACGCAUCAGAGGACGUAGUGAAAAUGUUGCUAGGAAAUAAAUGCGACAUGACUGAACGACGAGUAGUGAGUAGAGAAAGAGGAGAGAAAAUUGCCAAGGAUCAUGAUAUCAGAUUCCUGGAGACGUCAGCCAAAGCGAAUAUACAUAUUGAUACAGCCUUCUAUGAGCUAGCAGAAGCUAUUUUAGAUAAGAUGCCAGCUCAGACAGAAGAGCCAAGAGUGACGAUAAAUCCAUUGGAUAGUGGGAAAUCAGGCAGUGGCGGCUGCUGUUAG
Molecule: messenger RNA, 600 nt
Organism: Necator americanus (New World hookworm)
Lineage: Eukaryota; Metazoa; Nematoda; Chromadorea; Rhabditida; Ancylostomatidae
Exons: 6
Coding region: 1-600 (199 amino acids)
Biological process (GO): cellular response to insulin stimulus
Cellular component (GO): Golgi apparatus; insulin-responsive compartment; recycling endosome
Molecular function (GO): GTPase activity; GTP binding
Source: RefSeq, a predicted model, not a curated record